Stereum hirsutum FP-91666 SS1 is the source of this 591-nucleotide messenger RNA. RefSeq lists its product as uncharacterized. Gene Ontology annotation, biological process: C-terminal protein methylation. The transcript is spliced from 2 exons. Bases 1 to 591 code for a protein of 196 amino acids. Gene Ontology annotation, cellular component: membrane. The record is from RefSeq and is a predicted model, not a curated record. NCBI's taxonomy places the organism in Eukaryota, Fungi, Basidiomycota, Agaricomycetes, Russulales, Stereaceae. Gene Ontology annotation, molecular function: protein C-terminal S-isoprenylcysteine carboxyl O-methyltransferase activity.
AUGACUCAGACCACAGCAUGGUUCUUCGCAAUUGCCGAUAUACUCGCCACGUCUUCCCUCAUCUAUGCGCCCGACUCGCCCGCUGCCCAACUCUGCCGUCAUCGUCCAGCGUCCGUCGCAUCUCUGACCACACCACGAGUACGGUUCCUAGUCGGCGUUCUCAGUGCUAUUAUGGGUGGCGUCAUAAGGAAGAAAUGCUAUGAUGCCCUUGGCCGUUUGUUUACCUUCGAGAGGAGCAUUCUGCCGAAGCAUGAGCUUAUCCAGGACGGACCGUAUGCAUGGGUGCGGCAUCCGAGCUAUACUGGCAUGUACCUCUGUCUCAUAGGCCUCGUCGUCACGAUCUCCGCACCUGGUUCGUGGGCGCGCGAAUGUCGACUUCUUACAUGGCCCGGAGAUUCCCUCGCCACUCGUUGGUAUGACGUUCUCGGGUGGGUAUGGGCAGUGUUCUAUUCGCUGAACACGGUCUACGCGCUCUGGAGUAUGUGGGUAAGGGUCGGUUCAGAGGAUGCGGAGUUGAAGAAGAAUUUUGGCAAGGAGUGGGAGACGUAUAGGAUGAAGGUUAGAUGGGCGAUUAUUCCGGGCAUCUAUUGA